Messenger RNA from Pogonomyrmex barbatus (red harvester ant), 3124 nucleotides. RefSeq names its product cytochrome P450 family 24 subfamily A member shade (gene shd). Gene Ontology annotation, molecular function: monooxygenase activity; heme binding; oxidoreductase activity, acting on paired donors, with incorporation or reduction of molecular oxygen. The record is from RefSeq and is a predicted model, not a curated record. Lineage: Eukaryota; Metazoa; Arthropoda; Insecta; Hymenoptera; Formicidae.
UUCCCUCUCCGCCCCGAUAUCCCGAUCGCGGAAGUGCGCGCGAAUCUCUCACGCGUUACCACACGAUUGACGGCGGCGGGUCGUGGAUCCUGCGCGGGAUCGAGCGAAAAGAGUUCGAAGGAAAAAGAGAAGAAGAUAAAGAGGCGCUCGUAAGCCGCCUGUGUAACUUCGGCGAGUUCGUGUCCCGGGAACAAUGCGGUAAACAGCUGCCUGUGUUUAUCCGCGUGACAACGGGAGCGCGACAGUGACGCUGACAGUUUGACAGCUGACGUGUGAGGGAUUCAACUGGAGGAUGUUGCUGUCCGGAGCGUGGUUCGAGACCAUCGCAGCGGCGCUGCUCGCGAUCCUGGUGUUGGCUACUGGCUACUGGCCACCCUGGUGGUUCUGGACCAGGAACUACAACGCAAACGCCGAUACAGGUGACCACGGCAGGAAGUUCAAGACGGCGCGUGACGUACCGGGUCCUUUCGCCCUACCAAUUUUAGGCACUAGGUGGAUAUAUUCUUGCUUCGGUUAUUAUCGGUUAAAUAAGAUCCACGAGGCGUACAAAGAUCUGAAUCGGCGAUACGGGCCGCUGUGCAAGGAGGAGGCGCUGUGGAACUGCCCCGUGGUCUCCGUGUUCUCCCGUCGCGACAUUGAGGCUGUCAUCAAACGGAGCUCGAGGUAUCCGCUUCGUCCUCCGCAGGAGGUCAUAUCCCACUACCGGCGCUCCCGGCGCGAUCGUUACACCAACCUUGGUCUGGUCAAUGAACAAGGCGUGACAUGGCAAAAGCUUCGAACCGCCUUAACGUCGGAGCUCACCGGUGCCAGUACUGUAUUUGGCUUUUUCCCAGCACUCAAUAUUGUCACCGACAAAUUCAUCGAUCUAAUUCGAGAACGUAGAGCGACCCGCUCCACCGUAAGAGGCUUCGAGGAACUCGCUUACAGAAUGGGACUCGAGAGUACGUGCACGUUGAUCCUGGGACGUCACCUAGGCUUCCUAAACCCGGAUUCUAACAGCAGGCUCACAACGAGAUUAGCGGAAGCGGUCAGGAUUCACUUCACGGCCUCGCGCGACGCCUUUUACGGCCUGCCACUUUGGAAGCUGCUACCGACAUCCGCGUACAAGCAGCUAAUAGAGAGCGAGGACACUAUAUACAACAUUAUCUCGGAACUCGUAGAGACAACGAUAUUAGAGAAGCAGAACGACGCCAGAGACGAAUCCAUCGAGGCUGUAUUUCUCUCUAUUUUGCGACAGAAAGAUCUCGAUAUGAGAGAUAAGAAAGCUGCUAUAGUGGAUUUUAUAGCAGCGGGGAUACACACACUAGGCAACACGUUGGUGUUCCUUUUCAACUUGAUCGGCCGUAAUCCCGAAGUGCAGGAAACUCUUUACAACGAAGCGCAGUCCUUGGCGCCACCCGGUUGCGACCUUACAGUGGAUGAUUUGCGAAAGGCCAAGUAUCUACGCGCAUGUAUCAUGGAAUCCUUCAGAAUCGUUCCUACGACACCUUGCAUAGCUCGCAUAUUAGACGAGUCCAUAGAAUUGGGAGGAUAUCGCCUCGAUCCUGGAACGGUGGUAUUAUUGCAUACAUGGAUAGCAGGAUUGAGCGAUGAUAAUUUCAAAGACCCGUCCAAGUGUCUGCCAGAGAGAUGGUUGAAGACAUCAACCAUACUGCCUCACUCGCCGAUGUUAGUGGCUCCUUUCGGAGCUGGUAGAAGAAUAUGCCCGGGAAAACGUUUCGUGGAGCUUGCGCUGCAGCUUAUUCUAGCAAAGAUCGUACGGGAAUUUGAGAUCGUCGUCGAGGAAGAUCUCGGCUUGCAGUUCGAGUUUAUUCUGGCGCCGCAAAGUCCCGUAUCGCUCGGAUUUCGGGAUCGUGUGUCGAGAUGAUUUGAACGAUUUUUAUUUACGAUUCAUCGGCGACUGUUCAACAUGAAUGUUAAUCGAAUGAACGAAUGAUCGUUCCCAAUUGUCGGAGCUUCGCUCCGUUGCGCGUACCGCAUGAAUUCGCGCGGCUUGUUUUUCUUUUUCAUCGAUUGAUUUCCGAGCGUUAUCAUUUUACGCUCUUGUAUGUAUUAUUUCUUGUAAUAUUUCUUUUAAUUCGUUGAAAGGAACUCUGUUCGUCCGUUUGAGGGUAUUUGUUCCUCGAUUACUCUUGCAUAAUGUUAUAAUAUUUAUAUUUAGCUGUAGGAGCGUAAGCGAUUGGGAUCUUCUUACCUUUUAAGACAUUGACGCACAUUGCUCGCAAUGCCCCAUAUCAUUUUCUAUCAUUCUCAGUUCUACUCUCAGUUUUUCUUUUUCAAUAUGUACAGAGAAACAAAAUAAAUUUACAGAGCCCAUGCACAUCCUACAUUUAUAAUAAAUUAAUUAAAAUAGAAAAGACGGAACGGUGGUAAUGCGAUUGCAAAUGUGCCCGCGGGUUCCUCAGCCGCCUCACUUAGUUUUAUUCAUGAUAACUAACUAAUUAAUAGUUAAUAUAAAAAUGAAUGUAUAUAUCGACGAUUGUUGAUCUCAUGCCUGUUAUAUGGAAAAUUAUUUAUGGUGUAAUGUCGAUUUAUUUGAUAAUUUAUUAACGAUUUUUGAAUUUUCUUUGUCGAAACUUUGUCGUUCUGUAUAACUUUCGAGAUCAACAAUCGGGGUGGUUGAGUUAACCUGCGUCAAAAUCAUGGUAAAUUACACCAUAUAUUUACGGCAAUUAUACUUUAUCAAUCACAGUAGGAAGCAGCGAGUUUAAUUAUGGUUUAUAGUUAUUUAUUUCUAAGCUGCGGAGAUUUCGUUUACGAUGAAAGUAAGACGAUCCUGAUGUUGCCUGAUCGAUUGCGCGCACCGGUUGACUAGCCGUGGCUGAAUGUUAUAUUUACGUUACCGUACGAAAGAUUUCUAUGCAACGUAACCCGUUGACUAUCGAAAAAAAGGUUAGUUUUUUCGAAUUAUUACGCUUUUUAGAAAGCGCCGGUGCCGAAUUACAUUUCGGGAGUUGAUCUCAUUAAACAUUUCUAUCGAGAGCGCGGUUUUUUGAUGCAAUUUGAAAAUGGAUAAUAAAAAUGAUCGUUAAUUUACAAUUUUGUACAUAAAAUAUGUAGAUAUUUCUUGUUGAAUAUAGUGCAGUAAGGUAUACAUAUAUACGGUAUAUAUAUAUAUAUAUAU